Messenger RNA from Striga asiatica, 980 nucleotides. NCBI's taxonomy places the organism in Eukaryota, Viridiplantae, Streptophyta, Magnoliopsida, Lamiales, Orobanchaceae. The record is from the annotation of a GenBank genome assembly.
CAAAAGCGCACUUCUUAAAUUCGCCCAAAACCUCUGCAAUUUAUUUUCCACUAAAACCCAAACCCCUUCUCCCGAACAGCAGCUCCUAGCUGUUUAUCCACCAAUAAGAAGAGAUAAAACCAUGGUGAGCCAUAGGCAAACAUUGGGCCAAAAGCGGUUUCCCGGAGCCAGAGUCGCCGGUGCCGGAAGACCCAAAAAAAAGAAGAAAAAGAAUCCGCAAAUUCAAGUGCAAGAAAUCGGAUUAGAGUUGUGGGGAUGAAAUCAAGUGAAAGUUGCUACUUAUGCAAAGCCCAGACCACAUUGCUAAAAAUAUGCCCCAAGAAAUCUGUGUGGGAAAGGAACAAGGUCUUUUCCUUCAUAAACGGGACGACAGAAAUGGCGAAUGCCGUGUCUGGUGUGGCGGUGCAAGAUGAUUGCAAGCUGAGGUUUCUUGAUCUAAAGGCCAAGAGGAACUAUCGUUACAUCAUCUUCAAGAUCGACGGUCAGCGUGUGGUGGUCGAGAAGCUCGGCCAGCCGUCCCUCGACUACGACGAUUUCGCCGCGGCCUUACCCGCCGACGAGUGUCGUUAUGCCGUUUAUGAUUUCGACUUUGUCACGAGUGAGAAUUGCCAAAAGAGCAAGAUCUUCUUCAUUGCUUGGUCCCCCGACACAUCGAAUGUUCGAAUGAAGAUGGUGUACGCGAGCUCGAAGGACAGGUUCAAGAGGGAACUUGAUGGGAUUCAAGUUGAGCUACAAGCAACUGAACCUAGUGAGAUGAGUUUUGACAUCAUUAAAGCCCGUGCUUUCUGAAACAAUAAUGAUGAUUAUAAAAAGAAUGCCUGUUUCUUUUUCAUUUUAUUUGAAAGAAAUAUGUAUUGUUUACCACAUGUACAAAUUUUCUAAUUGUCUUUUGUAAUGUUUGGUGAAUUGUUUCAUGUUCUUCGAUGUCAAAUUAACAAGAACCAUGCAACCCAACCAUAUAAUGCCUUGUUUAUUUAAUA